This is a messenger RNA of Colletotrichum spaethianum, 1182 nucleotides long. Its product is annotated as putative inactive purple acid phosphatase 16. Lineage: Eukaryota; Fungi; Ascomycota; Sordariomycetes; Glomerellales; Glomerellaceae. Gene Ontology annotation, molecular function: FMN binding; NADPH dehydrogenase activity. The record is from RefSeq and is a predicted model, not a curated record. The transcript has a single exon. Bases 1 to 1182 code for a protein of 393 amino acids.
AUGGCUGCCGCCAAUAUCUCGGAGAGCAGACUAUUCAAGCCGCUCAAGCUUGGAAAUGCUCAACUCAACCACCGCAUAGCAAUGGCGCCGUUGACGCGAUACCGCAACGACACGAACCACGUUGCCAAGCCCUUCGUCCCUAGAUACUAUGGCGAGCGAGCUUCCACUCCAGGCACGCUUAUAAUUUCUGAGGCAACUGGCACAUCAAUGCAGGAAACCGGCGUGCGCCAAGGCCCUGCUUUCGUUACCGACGAACAAGUCGCCGCUUGGCGAAAGGUUAUCACUGCGGUUCAUGAAAAGAAAUCGGUGUGGUUCCAGCAAAUCUGGGCACAGGGGCGAGCUGCCGAUCCCGAAUACCAGAAGGAGCGUGGCUUCAAGUACCGGUCCUCCAGCGCUGUCCCCAUUGAACCUAGUGCUGCUGUACCUCAAGCAAUGACCGAAGAUGAGAUUCUGGGAGUGAUCCAGGACUUUGUAGACACGGCCAAAAGAGUUGUCGCUGCCGGCGGCGAUGGAGUUGAAAUCCAUGGUGCCCACGGUUACCUAAUCGAUCAGUUCCUCUCGGACUCUGUCAACCAACGAACCGACAAGUGGGGAGGUUCAAUCGAAAAUCGAUCACGGCUUCUUCUUGAGGUCGUCAAGGCAGUAGUUGCGGCCAUUGGCGCUAAGAAGGUAGCGCUUAGGCUGUCACCGUAUGCUUCGUUCCAAGGCGCGGAGUCGUCAGACAUCCAGGGACAGUACACAUAUGUUAUCAAGGAGCUGAAGAAGAUGAACGCUCCCUUUGCGUACCUGUCUCUAGUUGAGGCCCGUGGCGACCCGGCAAAGCUCCUCACUCCUGACCAGGACUCAGAGACUGCUCAACAAACACUCGACUUCAUUCUCGACAUCUGGGACAACUUGUCACCUGUCAUCGUGGCUGGAAACUAUAGUCCUGAGACUGCUGCUCGGGCAUUGGAGGAACACUACCAAAAGUGGGACGUUAUUGUUGCUUUUGGCAGGAGUUUUCUCGCGAAUCCCGAUCUCGUUUGGCGUAUCAAGCACGGUGUGCCUCUUUCGAAGUAUCAUCGGUUUUCUUUUUACAUCAAAGGUUCCGAAAUCGGCUAUAAUGAUUACACUUUCAGCCAGGAGUACAUCGACGCUCAGAGGGAGUGGGCCAUAGCCAACCUGGAAUCCAACUCUAAGUAG